Cinara cedri is the source of this 502-nucleotide messenger RNA. Lineage: Eukaryota; Metazoa; Arthropoda; Insecta; Hemiptera; Aphididae. The record is from the annotation of a GenBank genome assembly.
AUGGAAUGGAGGGAUCUGGUAUUAUACACAGUACGUCUGAAAAGUUCGCGAAUUAAAUUUAUCUAUGGUUUAUAAAUAGCGUUGUCUAUCAUACGUAACCAAAGCAUCAAGCAGUACAAAGUCUAACGAAUAUGUGUAUACAAAAUCAGCACAUUUGGUUUCUUCAAGUUUCGAGUUACGUUUGGCAGUGUACGGUGUGUUCGGGGUACUUUGUACGAGCUCGCAACACGGGGAAUCGUGGAACAAAGAAGCGCAUUACAAAUUUGCGUUCGCCUUCAAACAUGGUUUACAGAAACUUAUUAUACAAUACAACAAGCAUUCGGCAAUGAAGCUACGUCUCGUACAACUUAUACGUGGCGGAAGCGAUUUAAAAACGGUCAAGGGUCUUUGGGUGACGAUGAACAAAAUGAAAGGCAAUCAACAGCUGUUCAAGACGAAAAUGUUUCGAAAGUGCGUACGCCGCUGCUCAGUUUUCAUAACAUCUGGAAAAAACCCAGAAUAA